This is a messenger RNA of Populus euphratica (Euphrates poplar), 802 nucleotides long. RefSeq names its product germin-like protein subfamily 1 member 13. Lineage: Eukaryota; Viridiplantae; Streptophyta; Magnoliopsida; Malpighiales; Salicaceae. The transcript is spliced from 2 exons. Gene Ontology annotation, molecular function: manganese ion binding. The coding region runs from base 24 to 734 and encodes 236 amino acids. The record is from RefSeq and is a predicted model, not a curated record.
AAGAUAGAGAUAGUCUGAUUAGAAUGAAAAGAGUUCAUUUUCUUGCAAAUUUUGUAUUUCUGGCUUUCGCUGCCUCAUUUGCCUUCGCCUUCGACCCUAGUCCUCUACAGGAUUUUUGUGUAGCCAUCAAUGAUACUAAGGAUGGUGUGUUCGUGAAUGGGAAAUUCUGCAAGGACCCAAAGCUUGCCACAGCAAAUGAUUUCUUCUUUUCAGGGCUCAACAUUGCCAGAGACACCUCCAAUCCAGUUGGCUCGGUCGCCAGAAACACUUCCAAUCCAGUUGGCUCGGUGGUCACUCCUGCUAAUGUCGCUCAAAUUCCAGGGCUCAAUACUCUUGGAAUAUCGCUGGUUCGCAUUGAUUACGCACCAUACGGUGGCCUAAACCCACCACACACUCACCCUCGUGCCACGGAGGUCAUAACAGUCCUGGAGGGAACGCUCUAUGUUGGCUUUGUCACAUCGAACCCUGAUAAUCGUCUCAUCACCAAAGUCUUAAAGCCAGGAGAUGUUUUCGUGUUCCCAUUUGGACUCAUUCACUUCCAAUUCAAUGUGGGGAAAACCAAAGCUUCGGCCAUUUCUGCCUUGAGCAGCCAGAACCCUGGUGUAAUUACAAUCGCAAAUGCAGUCUUCGGAUCCACUCCACCUAUUAGAUCUGAUGUUCUCGCCAAGGCCUUCCAAGUGGACAAGAAAAUAGUGGACUAUCUUCAGAAGCAAUUCUGGUACGACAACAAUUAGAAGAAAAUCCUACUGGUAAUAUAAGCUGACUGGAGGCAAUAUUGCAGCGUACCAUAUUGAUUGUGUUU